AUGCUAGAGCGCACGUCGGCAUGUCUCGACACUGGAGUUCGCUUCUCUUUGCGCCAGAAGAGUCUGUUCCCCAAAAGUCGCCGACUGCUACAUUCGUCCUUUUGGUCAACCCACGCUCCUGAUGUCGAUCACCUCUGCCUCACACACAAGGCCGGCUCCUACGCUCCUGCCUCCCCCUGUACCGCUCCUGCUUCUUUAUCCUGUCCCCCAGUCGCUCCUGCUUCGUCGGCCGACUCCCACGAUGCUCCCUUUCUCGACUUUCUCUACCCCGCCCCAACCCAGGCAUUCAUGACCCGCCUGUCUCAAUCUGAAAGAUGGUCUCGCAAAAACACUCGCCCAAAUGUCUUGAGAGGUUAUUCCUCCAUGACCACGCCCAAGGACUCCUCUUCCUCGUCGUCUUCCUCUUCUCGUGCCUACCGCGAGCUUGUCGCCUUGCUGGAGUCGCCCAUUCCCGACCAGUCUUUCCUCGCUCUAGACAUUGAGCGUGUUUGGAAUCUCAUGUCCCAAAUUUCUCACCCUGACACUGAUCUACUUCAUCGGCUCAUCUACUGGUUUGUCGAAAGAGAUAACAGGACCGCCGAUCAACAUGCCCUUGAUCUUUUUGCCGACUUGCCGGACCAGUCUAGAUCCCCCGCCGCCUAUCGACAUGCCAUAAUAUCAAAUUUGAGACUUGGUAAACAGCUUGUUGCUGUCGCCCUGCACAGAGAGGCAUCCGUACUGCCGAAAGCUGGUCCUAUCGCAUCUGACUAUCUGAUGGCUUCGGCCAUCUCACAGUCCGAUUGGCCAUUAGCUGUGUCUGUUCAUAAAGAGUGGGAAAAAUACAACGCCGCCGGCUCUUCCACAUCUACCCCUCUUUGGAACAGAUCCCUGGCAGAUUUGCCUUUUGCUCUUGCUCAGCUGCACAAACUUCGCAAGCUAUGCUCUCUGGAGAUGCGACGAGCGAGAAAAGGGAAAGGUCCCAAACCGACCCAAGACUUCCGACGUCUUUACAGAUUUCUGGUCUAUCACUUCAUCCAAGCUCAAUCUAGACAGCAGAUUUUCUUGAGACCUGGCCAUUCCGCUGACUUGACUCGCGGCUCUGUAAGGCAAUUGAUUGAGAAGACGCAUGAUAAUGGUCUGGCUUCGGCUACGCUGUAUGAGAACAUACUCCUUGCACUGCUCACCUUGAAAGGUUGUGCCUCGAACUACAACUGCAGUGCGAUCAUCACCGCUACUUAUUUGUUAUAUCGAAAGUCUGAAUUCUUUGCCCCCACCGAGAAGCUGCUUCUGUUCGUCACCAGGUUCUGGAGAGACCACAAUCUCAAUUUUGGCGGAAAGGGACCUACGCACAACUUCAUUGGCAAAACGAUCAUUCUAGACGACUGGACAAAACAUCACCAUAGACCCAGCGACAGCGCCUUCGUUUUCAUCAUGGAUACCUUUGCCCAACGUGGUCUUGUUGAAGGUGUCAAAGAACAUGCUGAUCUAUUCAAAUCCUUUUACCUGAAUGAUGAUUUGAAUCCUGACUCGCUCUGGCCUCUUCUCACUGUCCACGCGGUGAACCGCAACCCGGGGCUUGCUGCGAAACAACUUCGUGCCAUGAAGAAAGAGUACGGGGUAUCGCCGAAUCUCCGGUGUUGGAAUAUCGUUCUGCACGCCUACAUACGGGUGGAUGAUAUUUAUGGAGCUACGGAGACUUUUCGUUCAAUGCUAAAAUCUGGACUCGAGCCUGACGAGUAUUCAUAUGCAACGCUUCUCACCUCUUACGCCAAAAGAGGAGACAUCGACGGGGUGAUCGAGGUUCUGGAUUUUGCGAAGACGCGUGGCGCGAUGAAACCCACGACAUACAUGUUGAACUGCAUGAUUCUUGCAUUGGCUCGCAAUUUUGAAAUAGAUGGAGCCUUGAAGGCACUAGAUCAGACCGUUGAGGCCGUGCAGCAAGACAAGGCAAAUGGUCCUUUGACUCUUUGUUUCAAUACUGUGCUCACUUCCUUUGCAUGGAGACGCGAUCUUAAGGCCACCAUGGCAACCUAUGGUCGUAUGAAGGCAGAAAAUGUGCCACUCGACGAGCAAUCAUAUGGAGCAUUGAUGCUGGUUCUCUGUUUGUUUCGUCAGUCACCCUCAGCACAUAAGAUCCUCAAAACCGUCAUGCCUUCAAGCGGCGUUCGGCCUAUGGCAUUUCACUAUGCCAUCCUUACGCGUGGCUACUUGGGUCAGGGGUUAUAUUCAGAAGCCGUCAAACUUCAGGCCGAGAUGAAAAGAGCACAUGUGCGAGAAACGCCCAGUAGUCGAGCUGUCGCGUCCCAGGCGAACACUCUUUAUCAACUCAGUAUCUCAAGUUAUCCAGCAGACGAAGACGAUUCGCCUAUACCCUUGGAUCUUGCUAUCGAAGACUUCAAGAAAGUGCUGGAUGAUACCCGAGUAUUCCACCAUGGCAUGCAACCCGAAGCAGCUGGGCACGAAACGAUGGCUAUCAGUAAUCUGAUCUACAUUCAUGGAAAACGCAGGUCAUACGAGGCCGUUCAGCAUCUGUUCCAGAUGUUCCAGAAAAAGCUCACAGAGAUCGACAAAGGUCGUGAUCAAGCACCAAUCAUACUUCUGCUGUCGAACCUCAUGUUCGUACACUGCCAAGCUGAAGAGUGGAGUGAGGUUGAUAAAUACUGGGAUCUUGUCAAAUCCCGAGUGGACGAGAUUCGUCUCUCAAAUGCUCCAGCAUCGAGGUUUGCGCAGUCUGUCCACCAUGGUCAGACUGCUCCCGCGCUACGAGAAGAAGAGUCCGCUCUGAUUCCUGUAUCUUAUAGCUUCAUGCUAUCGCAACCGCUCCAGUACUACAUACGCUCUCAAUUUGCGCAAAACUCGAUCAGAAAGCUUGUUCCUCAGAUGACGAAGCUGCUUUCCCAGGGCUUUCGAUUUGCCAACAAGACAUGGAACGAGCUUAUCGUGCGGCUUUGUCAGGCAAAUCCUCCGCGUGCAUUGCUUGCGUACACCCUCGUGGAGAAAUACAUGAUGAAAGACUGGCCCGGCUGGAUUCCUCAAGGACACGGCGCGAUCUCCAAACCUGAGACUGUUUAUCUCAAGAAGCACACUUUCAAAGAAGGACUAGAAUACAUCAAUGCCCGAUACAUCAGCCAGGAAACAGUCAUCCCGCAAUAUCGUACAAUGGUGCAUCUAGCCAGAGCGAUGUUGGAUGUCCGAGGCCUGGUCAGUCGUGGUCUAGGUGAUGAUCACAAUGAGUCUGGAGAAGGCUUGCGCGAGUUGAGAAGACAGGUUGGAACCAUUCCUGAGAUUCGAGAACAGGCUCCCAGAACACUGCACGCUAUCCAGAGCAUGCCCAGGAUUCUGGAUAGGCUUCAAGGAAGUCUACUCCGUGCAGAUUAA
Messenger RNA from Aureobasidium namibiae CBS 147.97, 3357 nucleotides. RefSeq lists its product as uncharacterized. Gene Ontology annotation, molecular function: protein binding. The transcript has a single exon. The record is from RefSeq and is a predicted model, not a curated record. Bases 1 to 3357 code for a protein of 1118 amino acids. Lineage: Eukaryota; Fungi; Ascomycota; Dothideomycetes; Dothideales; Saccotheciaceae.